AUGGUUAGAUUGGAUAAGGAAGAGCCUAUUGCUAUCAUCGGAACAGCAUGUAGGCUCCCUGGGGACUCGAACUCUGUUGGCAGUCUUUGGGACAUGAUCAGUAAUUCCAGGACAGGACAUGGAAAGAUUCCGUCUGAUCGAUGGGAUGCGGACAAAUGGUAUCAUCCAGACCCUGAUAGAAAGGGAGGAAUCCGCCCUAAGCAUGGAUACUUCAUCAAACAAGAUGUCUCUCAGUUUGAUGCGCCCUUCUUUUCAACAACAGCAAAAGAAGCUGCCGCCAUGGACCCAAUGAAGCGCCUCCUACUCGAAGUAAGCUAUGAAAGCAUAGAGAAUGCUGGCAUUCCUGUGGAAAGUCUUUACAAUAGCCAGACAGGCUGCUACGUAGGCUGCAUGACAAACGACUACGAAAUGUUAUCACUUCACGAUAUUUACGACAUCGGACACUCUGCCGCGUCCGCCACAAGCGAAGCCAUGAUAGCGAACAGAGUGUCUUGGUUCUUUGGCCUCAAAGGCCCCAGUUUAACCCUUGAUACUGCCUGCUCUUCCAGUCUCUAUGCUUUGCACUUGGCAUGCCAGUCACUAAAGCUGGGUGAAACUAAUAUGUCUCUUGUUGCAGGAGUUAAUCUGAUGCUGUUCCCUAACACUAUGCAUCAGCUCUCAGCGAUGCACAUGCUCAGCCCCGAGGGUAUCUCUCACACCUUCGAUGAUCGUGCAAAUGGCUAUGGCCGAGGUGAAGGUAUUGCGUGCAUAGUUGUGAAGCGCUUGUCCGAUGCUCUGCGAGAUGGUGACACCAUCCGGGCUGUGAUCCGAGGAACUGGUGCCAACGCAGACGGAAAGACACCAAGUAUCACCCAGCCAAGCAGCACCGCACAGGCAGAGCUUAUUCAAAGUACAUAUGCAAGAGCAGGCCUGAACAUGACUGAGACACAAUAUUUCGAAUGCCAUGGAACAGGAACACCAGUAGGAGAUCCAAUUGAACUAGAGGCAAUAGCCUCAACACUUGGGGCUAGUAGAGGCGCUGCCGGUAUGGGGCCUCUUUAUAUCGGCAGUGUGAAACCAAGCGUAGGCCACACCGAGGGCUGCUCUGGCCUAGCAGGCAUCUUGAAAGCUCUCGCGUGCCUAGAAAAUGGUAUGCUAGUCCCGACAUAUGGCGUGGAGUCUCUCAACCCAAAACUACGGCUUGACGACUGGAACCUGGCACUCCCGUCGAAAGUGAUGAAGUGGCCGACCCAGGGCCAGCGCCGAAUCAGCGUCAACUCAUUCGGCUUCGGUGGCGCAAAUGCGCACGCCAUUCUUGACGACGCACAUAAUUACUUGAACAGCAGAGGCCUGGUUGGCAAUCAUAAUACGAUACCGUUUGAUGAAGAAGCUGGCUCUGAGUCUGGAAUCAGUACUGGACCAGACACUCCACCCUCAGAAAGUGACAUCUUUGCCAAGAGACUGUUUGUCUUGAGCUCCAAAGACCAGGCCGGCAUCAAAAGGCUUGAAGAAGCUUACUAUACCGCGCUAUCAAGCUCUAAGAUUGACAUGAACGACUACCAUUAUAUUGACGACCUUGUCCACACCCUUUCAAAUAGACGGUCCCACCUCGACUUUAGAGGGUUCUGCGUGGCGUCAUCCAUUUCCGAAUUGAAUGAUCAAUUAUCCAAGGGGAUUUCCAAGACUAAAAGAUCCCUUCGAAACCGCAGCAAUUUACUUUUCGUCUUCACUGGCCAGGGCGCUCAGUGGCCAGCAAUGGGUGUGGAGCUUUUGGGUAAACCAGUCUUUGAGGAGAGUGUGCUCCGCUCUCAGGAAGUCCUCCAACAGCUCGGAUGCCAGUGGAAUGCGAUCGAGGAAUUGAGGAAGACGGAAGACUCCCGGAUUUUGAAUCCCGAGUUUAGUCAGACACUUUGCACAGUUCUUCAAGUUGCCUUGGUGGAUCUCCUUCGACACUGGAAGGCUAUGCCAAGGGCGACUGUUGGUCACUCUAGCGGAGAGAUUGCUGCUGCUUACGCUGCAGGAUACAUUAGCCACGCGGACGCAGUCAAGAUCGCAUACGUGAGGGGUCUCAGCUCGGCCAGUGUUACCCGCAAAGGCGCUAUGUUGGCUGCUGGAAUCUCACGGGAAGACGCACAGGCAUACCUUGGCCAGGUAGAACCAGAGUCAGCCGUCGUCGCCUGCGUUAACGGCCCAUCCAGUGUAACGCUCUCUGGUGACGUAGAGAGUAUCGACAAACUUGAAAGGUUGAUUUCAGGUGAUGGAAAGUUUGCCCGCAAGCUCAAGGUCGAGACGGCUUAUCACUCUCCUCAUAUGCAAUCGGUCGCUCAGAGUUACUUCGAGCAGAUUGGACAUAUUGAGACUUUGAGGCCUAAAUCUGAAGGAUUUGAGAACACUUUCAUGUUUUCGUCUUUGACUGGACAACUCGUAUCGCCAGAACAACUCACUGCUCAGUACUGGGUAUCUAACAUGUGUGCCACGGUCGAAUUCUCUUCUGCCGUGUGCGGGAUUUUGUCCCACAAGCAAGGAGAGAAGGGGAGGACAUCUAUCCAGUGGGAUGCCAUUGUUGAAAUUGGACCACAUGCCGCCCUUAAAGGUCCUGUUCAACAAAUCAUCACCGCGACCGGUGCGAAGAAUGGUUCAGCCAAGGACGCACCUUACAUGGCACUUGUUCUUCGUGGGGAGGACGCGAUUGAAUCAAGUUUGGCAGUGGCCGGUAAACUCUGGGCAAUCGGCCAUCCCGUUGACUUGUCUACUGUCAAUGCCCGAACUCUGGGACACGUACACAAGUCUUUGGCUAACCUUCCCACUUAUCCUUGGAACCAUUCUCGUAAAUUCUGGCACGAAUCUUAUUUGACCAAGUCCAACAGGUUUCCUUCGCAUCCUAGGACUGACCUGUUAGGUGUUCCGGUGGAUAUGCAGAACAAGUUCGAACCACAGUGGAGGAACUACCUACGUGUGUCAGAAACCCCAUGGAUUGAGGACCACCGAAUCACGGGCACCACGCUGUAUCCUGCAGCUGGAAUGCUGGUUAUGGCUCUGGAAGGUGCCCUGAAGUUGUCAGAUAAUAACAAGUCCCUGAAUGGUUUCCGCUUCAGAGAUGUCUCGUUUGAGCGCGGCUUGGUCGUCCCUUCGGAUGAAGAGGGUGCAGUGGAAACACGCUUGAGUCUUCAUCCUCACCCCGAAGUUGAAGGUCGAUAUGGCUUUGUCAUCUUCUCAACCACUACUUCAACUGGUUGGACAAAACACUGCUACGGGUCCGUCGAGCUUGAGUACGGGAGAUCGCUUCCCAAUGAGGUAGAUGAUGAGUCCACAACCAGCUUGGAAUGGGAUGAGCAAACAUCAAUCUAUCAAAGGCUAUUGAAAGAAGCGUCGGCCGAGGAUGUAGAAGUCGAAGCAUUCUAUGAUCAUCUUCAGUCAAUCGGUAUGGAGUAUGGCCCUCUCUUCCGAAACGUGACGACACUCAAAGCGAUACCUUCAUCCAAGGCAUCUCAUGGUGCUGUCAUCGUGCCAGAUACUUUGUCUUCUAUGCCCGAGGGCUUUGAGUUUGAUCAUGUCAUUCAUCCAGCCACAAUGGAUGCCAUCUUCCACCUCCUUCUUGCUUCAUUCAACGAUGGACGGCCGGUUGACGAGGCAGCGGUUCCAUACCAUAUUGGAGACAUGUUCGUUGCCAAAGAUCAGCCACAAGGUUCGGGUAACUUGUACCAUGGGUAUGGAAGUCUCACGUCCAAGAGCGAGGAUGGGCACGAGAUUGUUGGCGACCUCAUUGUUUCAGAUGAGGCUUGGUCCUCCCCUAAGUUGGUAGUGAAAGACUUCGCUCUGAGACAAGUUACAUCAACCGGCAAUGGCAUUUCUGAAGAUGAAUUUGAUCUUAAAAAGUGCGCUCAAAUCAAGUGGGCAGAAUGUCUAGACUUCGUGGAAAAUUCGCAAGACAUCGAAGCAUUAGUCGCCAUGGCUUCCAAGCACGAGCAAAAGAUGCCUGAGCAAGUUUACAUUGUUCUCCCCAAUAACGCGUCAGAUUCUCUCUCAAAGCUUGCUUUCAACCUUAGCCAGAAUCUCCAGAUACUGGGUGUUUCAGCGAAAUCGUCACUUCUACUGAAUUUGAAUGAGAAUGAAAUCGUGGGACAACACCUAAUUUCGCUUCUUGAAACCGAAAGCCCAUUCAUCUAUUCCUGGUCUGAGCCCGAAUUCAACGCAUUCAAGACACUUGUUUCCAAGGUUGAGCACAUGAUGUGGGUAACCAAGGGCGGUCUCCUUCGGUCCUGGUCCUCGAGUGCCGAUUUUGCUCCUUCUCAGGGACUGCUCCGCGUCCUGAGGAACGAGUACACAAUCACCACCCUACCUCACCUCGAUCUCUCUUCUAACUUUGAUCUUUCCAACCGAGCCAAUUCACUUCUCAUUCUGAAUGUAUGGAUCUCUUCUCAAGGUAAGAAUGCUGAGAUGGAGUAUGCCGAGGACGCUGGAACGAUGCACAUCCCAAGAGCGGUGGACGAACCUGGGUUUGAUGCUGAGUUGCAGCUUACCAAUGGCAGACCUAAGCCCGUGAUGACCAAACUGGGCGAUGUCAGUCUCCCAUUGAAGCUUUCCAUAUCAGCCGAUGGGCAAAGCUGUGUAGGACUUGAAGAUGUAGCUCUUGAGGGCUCCCUUGGUCCCCAUGAUGUUGAGAUUCAGGUGGAUUAUGUUGGAUUGGGACUCGAUGACACUUCUAGCAAGAAGUUGAAUGGGUGGGGCAAGGAAGCUGUCGGUACUGUCCUGGCCUAUGGCGAACGGGUAUCAUCUAUCAACAUUGGUCAAAGUGUUGCCGUCCUGCUACCUACAGAAGCCAGUCGGACUAGGAUUCGAGUUUCGGAAGACCAGGUAGCUCCUGUGCCGUCUCAUGUGUCUCCGCAACAUGCCGCAACAAUGCCUCUGGCUUUCGUUACAGCUCAGUAUAGUCUCCUAGAGAUUGCGCGUCUGAGGCGUGAUGAGACUGUUCUCAUCAAUGUCGAGGCUGGUGACGUUACCCAAGCUGCCAUACAAGUUGCGCAAUUGGUUGGUGCAUCCGUCUUUGUAUUGGUCAAAUCCAGAGCAGAGAAAGAACUCCUCUCAACGGAAUACGGCCUACCAUCGGAUCGGAUAUUCGAUGUUGCGUCAAAUUCUUUUGUUGCUGCUAUCAAGAAGGCAACUAAAAGCCGAGGCGUACAAGUCAUCCUCAACCAAGGAUCCACUAAGUCCACCGAAACAUCUGUCAAUCUUCUUAGUGACUUUGGAUACUUGGUUGACUUGGCUGGAUCCUCGACUGUAACUCCGAAGUUGGCGCUCCCAGCCUCGACGCAAAGUGUUAGCCUUAUUCGCAUCGACAUGGAUUCAGUCAUCGCUUCCAAGCCUGACGUGGUUAAUACUCUAGUCCAACGCACUUUCCGAGACUAUUGUCGCCGUUACAGCGUCCGUCCCGUUUCCGGGGCCCAGGUCUUCUUGGUGGAAAACAUCCGAGAGGCCAUUCAGGCAGUCAAGAAAGAUGCCUUCAGCAAGGUUGUGGUAUCUCUUGACAGAGAAGCAUCCGUCCUCACCACUCCACCACCAGCUCCCAAGCUAGUCCUUGACACAGAUGCCACAUUCGUCCUAGCCGGUGGGCUGGGUGCUCUUGGUUUGAAUAUUGCCAAGACUAUGGUCGCACAUGGAGCAAAGGAUCUUGUGUUCCUCUCGCGAUCUGGCGGCAGCAGUAGCCAGAAGGAGCUGGAUGAAUUCAGAGAGCAGGGAGUGAGGGCUGAGGCUUUCAAAUGUGAUGUAACUCAGGCUUCUAGUGUGGCGUCUGUCUUCCAGGAGUUGAAGAGACAAGGAAGAGUUGUGAAAGGCGUCAUCCAAUGCGCCAUGGAUACCAUUUUUGAGAAUAUGACACACGAUAAAUGGCUCCGGGCAUUCCUACCCAAGACCCGCGGCUCUCGAAACCUCCUGGCCAAUCUAUGGCCAGCGGACAACCCUUUCUUCAUCCUCCUGUCCUCAAUUACCGGUGUUAUAGGAAAUACAGCCCAAGCCAACUAUGCCUCCGGGAAUUCCUUUGAAGACGCUCUGGCUCACCAUGCCCGUAACGCGCUCGGAGUACGGGCGACAAGUAUUGAUGUUGGCCUAGUGUCUGACUCAUCUCACUUUACUGAAUCAGGAGAGUUUGGUGACCUCAAGGGCUAUCUGAACCGCUAUCAGCACGGCUGGACUGGUCUCCAAACAACCGUAGAUGAACUACUGGUGUGCCUGAGGGCAAUCAUGCGAGGCUCUACGGCUGACGGUGGAAGCAUUCCUGCACAGUUCGUCCUUGGUCUCGGCGCAAAACUGAUUCGAAAAGCCGGAGGCACUGGAUUUGAGCGUGAUCGUAAAUUUGAUCUGCGCGUUAUUGAAGUGGCCGACAGUGGGACUGCUGAUCCAAAAGAGGAAAGUGUCUCUGACAAGUUGAGCAACGCGGCAUCAUUAACAGAGGCCGCGGGGGCGGUCGAGGCGACUUUAAAGCGGCAGAUUGCGAUUGCUGUGGGUGUUGAGACUGAUGAGGUUGAUUCCCAGAGAGCUCUUCCCGAAUUUGGCGUCGAUUCCUUGAAUGCUGUUGAAAUUCGGAACCGAGUGUUGAAGGACAUGCAGAGUGAGAUAUCGGUUUUCGAACUUUUGAGCUCGACUCCGAUGGCCGACUUAGCUGUCAAAAUUGCAUCUAGAAGCGCCUUAGUCAAGUUGGAGCUAGUAAAGGAAGGAUAA
Clonostachys rhizophaga is the source of this 6693-nucleotide messenger RNA. NCBI's taxonomy places the organism in Eukaryota, Fungi, Ascomycota, Sordariomycetes, Hypocreales, Bionectriaceae. The record is from the annotation of a GenBank genome assembly.